Messenger RNA from Prosopis cineraria, 1228 nucleotides. Its product is annotated as reticulon-like protein B2. Lineage: Eukaryota; Viridiplantae; Streptophyta; Magnoliopsida; Fabales; Fabaceae. The transcript is spliced from 5 exons. The record is from RefSeq and is a predicted model, not a curated record. The coding region runs from base 112 to 879 and encodes 255 amino acids.
GCCAUUUUUCGCAUUCGUGGGUCUUAUUCCUUCCAGACGUUUCGAAACCAGCUCUAGGGUUUUUGUUGAUUGAUUGCCGAUUGGAAGUGCGAAAUUUUCAGUUGGUGAAUCAUGGCUGAGCAUCACGAGCACGAGGAACCGAAGUCUGAAUCAUUGUUAGAGAAGAUUUCUGAGAAGAUUCAUGACCGCCAUUCCUCGUCGUCUUCGUCUGAUUCGGACGACGAGAAGGAUAAAUCUACUCCUUCGAUCCAGUCCAAGAUUUUCCGACUUUUUGGAAGGGAAAAACCUGUUCAUAAGGUCCUUGGUGGCGGAAAACCGGCAGAUGUUAUGCUAUGGAGGAAUAAGAAGAUAUCAGCCUCUGCGCUUGGUGUUGCCACGGUCGUUUGGGUUCUAUUUGAAUUGCUUGAAUACCAUCUACUCACUUUGGUCUGCCACAUCCUGAUCCUUGCACUGGCAAUUUUGUUCCUGUGGUCUAAUGCCUCAACUUUUAUCAACAAAUCUCCACCACGGAUACCAGAUGUUCACAUUCCAGAGGAACCUGUUCGACAGUUUGCUUCUGCUCUUAGAAUCGAGAUCAAUUGGUUGAUUGCUACUUUGAGGGAUAUUGCAUCAGGGAGGGAUCUCAAGAAAUUUCUUUCUGUUAUCGCAGGACUAUGGGUUUUUUCUAUCGUGGGGAACUGGUGCAACUUCUUGACGUUGUUCUAUAUAGCCUUUGUUUUGCUUCACACUAUUCCUGUGCUCUACGAGAAGUAUGAAGAUCACGUGGAUGCCUUUGCUGAGAAGGCAACCGGCGAGAUUAAGAAGCAGUAUGCAGUGUUUGAUGCCAAGGUUUUGAGUAAGAUUCCCAAGGGACCUCUGAAGGACAGAAAGAAGGACUGAAGUGGCUUACUAUUGUUGUGCAGUUGGGUAUACAUCAAUAUCCUGUUUAACUUUGAACCCCGUCAUUAGUUAAAGCGCUAUCUUGUAGUUUUAUUUUUUUAGGGUUCCUUGGUACGGUGCAAGGAAGGAGUGUUUUUCUUUCCAUUCAGCUGCUUUCGUGGUCGUCAUUCCAAUUCUGUGAUCUUAAUUUCUUGUCUUUUUUUUUUUUGGGUCGUAUUUAAAGAUUAAGAUGGAAGAGUUCAGGGGGUUUCUGUACAUACUUGUUUAACUGCGUUUAUUUAUAGUCCUGGUGAACCUUGAUGACACUGAGUUCAGGAAGUGCACUUGUCUGUUUGAUGGUCUUGCUUUA